This is a messenger RNA of Aspergillus pseudoviridinutans, 1065 nucleotides long. Its product is annotated as aldo/keto reductase. Lineage: Eukaryota; Fungi; Ascomycota; Eurotiomycetes; Eurotiales; Aspergillaceae. Bases 1 to 1065 code for a protein of 354 amino acids. The record is from RefSeq and is a predicted model, not a curated record. The transcript is spliced from 4 exons.
AUGCCCGUCGACAAUCAGAUGCAAUAUGUUCGUCUCGGAAAGUCCGGAAUCAAGGUCUCGAGAAUUAUUCUCGGAGCAAUGUCGUACGGCAGCAAGGAAUGGCAGGGCUGGCUUCUUAAUGAAGAAGAUGCCCUCCCUCUGAUCGAGCAUGCCUACAAGCGGGGUAUCAAUACCUGGGAUACUGCCGAUGCCUACUCCCACGGCCGCUCUGAAGAAAUUCUCGGCAAGGCUCUGAUACGAUACAACAUCCCACGCAACCGCGUUGUUAUCAUGACAAAAUGCUACUUCGGCGUCAGCGAUGAAGGCAAGCAGAGGGAUGAAAGCAACAAGCCGCUGUUCAUCGAUCCGUCCAGCAAUGACAAGGAGUGGGUGAACUGCGCUGGUCUCUCACGCAAGCAUAUCUUUGAUGCCGUGGACGCCAGCGUGAAGCGCCUUGGUACGUAUAUCGAUGUUCUGCAAAUUCAUCGAUUAGACCGGGGCACGCCUCGAGAAGAGAUUAUGAAAGCAUUGAAUGAUGUGGUGGAAAGUGGAAAGGUUAGGUAUAUCGGUGCGAGCUCGAUGGCUGCUUGGGAAUUUCAAACCCUUCAAAAUAUUGCAGCUCGCAACGGCUGGCACCAGUUCAUCUCUAUGCAGAACUACUACAACCUCAUAGCUCGAGAGGAGGAGCGUGAAAUGAUUCCUUACUGCCAGGAUACUGGUGUCGGUCUCAUCCCCUGGUCUCCUUUGGCCGGAGGAUUCCUCACCCGGCCCUGGGGAUCCCAACCGACGCCGCGUGAGCUAACAGAUGAAGCUAUUAAGGGGCUAGUGCUGUCUGGGGCGACAGAUGCAGACAAGGCGAUUAUCAGUCGGGUGGAGGAGGUGGCGAAGAAGAAGGGCUUGAAGAUGGCCCAGGUGGCGAUUGCAUGGUUGUUGAAGCAUAAAAACAUCAACCCUAUUCUUGGAUUGAAUAGCCGGGAGAGUAUUGAUCAGGCAAUUGCUUCCUUGGAACUGCAGUUGACAGAUGAGGAGAUCGCAUACCUUGAGGAGCCGUAUGUUCCCAAGGCGAUUCAUCCACUAGAGAGGUGA